This is a messenger RNA of Pangasianodon hypophthalmus (striped catfish), 10111 nucleotides long. RefSeq lists its product as uncharacterized. Lineage: Eukaryota; Metazoa; Chordata; Actinopteri; Siluriformes; Pangasiidae. Gene Ontology annotation, biological process: microtubule cytoskeleton organization; neuron projection development. Gene Ontology annotation, molecular function: microtubule binding. The transcript has 21 exons. The record is from RefSeq and is a predicted model, not a curated record. The coding region runs from base 1179 to 6836 and encodes 1885 amino acids. Gene Ontology annotation, cellular component: neuron projection.
UGAUAAUGUAUCUGUGAAUAUACAGUUAUUUUUUUGGAUAAACAGGAGUAUUUUCUAAUAAUUGAAUAAAAAUGUAUUAUUUAAGCUAAUAAUCUUAUCAGCAGUAGACUUUAUAGUAAAGGGUUGAUUACCACAUCGCUCUUAUGCAAACUUGGGUAUGUUAGUACAUGUAGGGUUGAACAACCUGCUUGGAUUGUGGUGAUUAGUUUAUCUUGUGUCUUUUAGCAGGCUGGUGGUAGCAGGGAAAGAAAAUAUCAGUCAAACUCGCUUAUGACUCCAGGGACCAAGUAGGCCUCGCUACAGAUAAACCUAGCUUUGAGUUAGAUUUAUAGCUUUUGGUUAGACUCCAUCGAGGUAGGAGGAGCUGGAUCAGGUCGGACUCCACCUCCUGGAUUUUUGGUUCUGGAGUGUGGAGUACUCUGUUUGACUCUGAGCUCUGGUUUCUGUGUGUGUGGAGUUUUGCAUGUUCUCCACUAGGGAUGGGCGAUAUAGACUUAACUAUAUCACGAUAUUUCAUGCUAUUUUUUGCGGUAACGCUAUAACGGUAUGAAAAUAGUAUCAUUCAACACUUAUCUUUUUUGGCUACAUCAGCAUACGGUCUCGAGAGCCAUCUGAUUCACAUCUGAUCUUCUGUGUCUGAACCACUUCCAUAUUACGGUGGAAGCUAUUUUUUUGGGGAUUAAUUCUUCUUCCUCAUCUAGGAUUGGAACUCUGCCUUCCACCAAGCUUGUUCUUGUUCUACGUGUGAGAUGACCACGUUGCGGCGCGUAAACACGUCAAUCAACUAUAUUGUCAAUAUCACGGGAUGACAAAUUCUUAUCAUGGGGAGGAAUUGUACCGGUAUAUCAUGGACGAUAUGAGACUGCACAGCCCUACUCUCCACAUGUCAUGGGUUUCCUCUAGCUUCUCUGAUUUCCUCUGACUUCGCAAAAAACAAGCCAGGAAGUGGUCUGGCUAAGCUAAAUAGCCCCUGUGAAUGUGUCAGUUGCAUGGUGCCCUGCAGUAGAUCGUCAUCCCAUCUAAGCAGUUACUGAAGAUGAAUGAAUGAUUUUCUUUUAGAGCUGUGCAAUAGUGCAUAGUCUUUUUAUUGACCUGAAAUGUCAGGUGUGUUGCACAGCAGAGAUGCAGAGUGUGCUUGUAUAGUCUGAGGGUCUGUACUGCUGACUCACGGUGAAGCCAUGUCUCUCCUGAGCACCAGAACAGGCAGAAGGAUGGCAGACCUGACGCUGAGCGAUGCUCUGACUGACAGCGUGUCCCAGCCUGUUGAGGAGAACAUAGUGGAGAGGGACUUCAUAGCCACGCUGGAGGCGGAGACCUUUGAGGACAAGGUCGGGGAGACAGUGGGCAAGACAGACUAUAUCCCACUACUAGACGACGAUGAAAAGGCAGAAACAGGUGCAGUGUUGGAGAAUGGAGAACAGAAUGCCCAAGGGGCACCCAAACCUGCCCAGCACCUCCUUUCCUGUCUUCACCACACACAGCCACCUCACCACGUGACUACGCAGCAAGUGCAUCAGAGAGACGACUUUUUAGGAAACCUGUGGGAUUACCACUACUUCUCCCCUCUUACUAGACUCCCACGAUGGACUUGUGCGCUGCAGGAAGAGCCGAGUAAUAAGACAUUACCAGGAUUAGACUGUGGUUGGGAUGAAGGCACUGUAGGUUUAUCAGGGACACCAGGGGAACAGAUUUCAGUGUCACACCAGGAGCUGCAGAAGGAAGUGCAGCCACAUCUAUUCGAUCAGCAGGCCUUGGUGUCGGACUUAUUGCCAGGCUCUAUGGCUGGUUUUCCCGAUCACUGGGGUGCUCAGUCUCACCCCUCCCAGAUGGUGGAUACUGGCUUCAUGGGAACUUUCUCAGGUUUCCCUCAGCCAAUAGGAUUGGGGACAAACAUGGAUGGUGGAGUUGCAUCACUCCAAUCAGAAAAACCUUCAAGCAUUGCAGACACCCAGCAACCACCACUGUUGGCUACAGAGGCACCUAUAACACCUAAGAACACUUUGGACUUGUCUGCAGGUGUCUUUGGUGACCGCUGGCCAGAUGAUGCUGGCAUUCCCUCUGACCUGCCCUUCACUCCCAGUGUUUCUACUGUGAUCAGUCGCCAUGCAGGCCAUCUAACAGAGAGCCAUCAAAGUGUCCCUGACCACCAGUGGUCCCUCAGAGAUAGUGGUCUGGGGGACAGAGAUGAAAGAGAAAAUGAGGGUACUGAUCACAAAAAAGAGAAGAAGAAGAAGAAAAGAAAGCCCAAGGAUGAAGUCUUUGACCAAACAGAAAGUAAGAGUAAGCAAGAAAUGCAGAGUGAGAACAUUGAUCUGCUUGAGGGAUCCCAUCAGAUGUCGUCACGCAAGGAACGUGAUCGAGAUGAAGCCUGGCAGCAUCAGGAUAUCAGUCGGGCUGGUGGAAGGAUCAAGAAAGGCAAAAGCCGUAAGAAGAUUCCAGAAGAGUGGGCAAUUCAUGCAGAGCCCUUUGUCCCUACUUCACCCCUAAUGUCUCAUGAUUUUGGAACUGAAUUAAUAAGUUGUCCAGUACCUGGAGACAUUCAAGCCUGUGGCCAAAGCCUGAUCUCUCUCACUGAGGUUUACCCUGAUGAGGGCCUCAUGCCAUCAUCACUUGCCAGUGAUCUGCUUUCACUUACGGCUAGUUCUCCACCAGCACCAGAGGAAUCCAGCCUUGCAGCUCACUCAGCAACAUCCCACUGUGAGGGACCAGGCUUUUCAACCACAAGCCAUUUGUCUGUGUCAUCUGGUUUCCAUGAUAUGCUUAUGGAAACGGAUAGUGGUGACAUGGGUAGUACCAAAGAUGCCUUUCCCCUCCCUGUAACAGUGAGUAAAGCUGAUCCUCAUGUGUCUGUGGUGAAUCCCCAGUGCUUUGUGCCUAGUGAGGGAGCCUUUGAAGAGGUCAUGUUUGAACAAGAGCCAUCCUUUGUUGACCCAGCAAUGGGGACCCAUGUUUUGGAGGAUGUCCCUGUGGUUGAUCCCUUGAUGUCCACUCCUGGUAAAGCUGGUUUUGGAUCAUCUAUGGAAGCUUUGAUCUCAGCUCCUCCAUUCUCACCAUCUCAAACUGCUUGGUCCCUUAAUGGCUCAAACCUAAACAACCAGAGCGAGGUCUUUGACAUCUCAGGCAUGGAGGGUACUACCUAUGAUGCACCUCUGCAAGUACCUUUACCAUCACCAAAAAGCAAAACUCCAAAAGAGGCCAAGUCAAAGCAAAACAGGAAGUCCCGCUCAUCCUCAUCAAAGAGUCCCACAUCAGAAGCAAAACUGCCCUCUCCACAAAAUUCUGGUUUGAACCCUGCUGCGCCGCCAUUCUUCCCUAGCUUUGCUGAACCCCGAGAACAUGUGACAGACCUGCCUGCCAUGCUGCAAGAGGAGGAAAGCAUGUCCUCUCUCUCCAACCAACAGCCAGCAUCUCCAUUCUCGGAGUACAGUGAGCUAUGCAAAGGUUCUUCGAUGUCCACACCCCCUGCCACACAGGGAUGGGAUUGGCAGCAUGGUGACAUUGGGUCUCCAAGGAACUUUGCUGGUACCACACGAGCACUGGGGCUGACUGAUGAAGAUAAGCUGUGUUUCUUUGACCCUCCAGCAGCAAUGGGCAAGGAGACAGAACUGCAGGUGCCUGGAAGAAGUGCAAUUCCUGGGAGCAUGUCAUUAAGCAGUGUAGGGGAGAGUCUAGAGAGCCCUCUGUCAUCAUCUCCCUCACCUGCAUCCCCUGGGAAAUUCACAGCAUCUUUAGAAUCUGCAGGUAACAGUGGGAUGAUGCCCCUUUCACAACUUUCAGGAUCAUCUUCACAGAACACUGAUGUCCCUUCCCCUUUUGAAUCUGUGAAACCAGCCAGUGUAGCAGAAUGGAAUCCAUCACCACAUGGCCUAAGUACAGAGACCAGCCCCAAGAUGGGCUCUCCCCAAGCACCCCCUAACUACUGUGUCAUAGGAGUUGUUAACGAUAAAUACCUUGAGGGUGGAAAUGAAGGUGUUGGUGGAAGACCGGCGGCUGAGGGAUCAUCAAAUGAGAGUGAGGAGGAGGGCGAGGUUCUUGAGCCUUGUUUCAUGGGUCGAGCUGAGCAGCAGAGGAAGGCUAUGAGGAGAGCCAUGUCCGAGUGUUCCCAUUUGUCUGUGCCAGCCAGCAUUCAGCUACCAGACAAGUACCCUGGUGGAGGAAUGCUAGAUGAGCUGACCUCGCCAGGAGGAGGACCCCGUCGGCCUCACACCGGGGGCAUGAAACGCUCACUCACUGUGGCAGACGAUCAGCCCCCAACACCUCCACCAACCCUCUAUGCUACUGGAGCUCGUAACGACUUGAGUCAUGGAACUGGGACAACACUUCAUCUAACCCCAUUUCCACCACUCAAGAGUAAUGGAAGCUUUCCGCUCUCACCCAUGGAGUAUGUUCCAGAGGGUUCAAUUGUAGACAAGGACCAGGGUGUACUGUUGCCAGUGCCUAUCACAAGCCGAGCUCUCAAUGGCAGCACUACUGGUACUGAAGGCAGCGUCAGUCUGUUCCCUGUACUCGAGGUCAAAACAGAGAAAAUCCAGCCAGAGGUGGAAAAAAUAGAGAGCCUGGAGAAGGCUGAUGUGUUCAUCAAAGUGGACAAGAUGGACGAGGUUGAGAAGACUGACAAGCCUGACCAGGUGGCCAAAGUCAAAGAGACCGAUAUAAAAGACAAAAAGGAAAACAAGGAUAGUAGUGAAAAGCAAGAUGCUUUUAACAAAGUGGCCAAAGUCGAAGAGACAGAUAUAAAAGACAAAAACAAGGACAGUAGUGAAAAGCAAGAUGCAUGUAACAAGGUGGCCAAAGUCGAAGAGACGGAUAUAAAAGACAGAAAGGAAAACAAGGACAGUAGUGAAAAGCAGCAUACAUUUGACAAGGUGGAAAAAGUCAAAGAGACAGAUAUAAAAGACAAAAAGGAAAACAAGGAUAGUAGUGACAAGCAAGAUACAUUUAACAAGGUGGGAAAAGUCGAAGACACACCUGUAGCUGAUGAGUCAGAUAAACCAGACAAAACUGAGCAGCCUGACAAGACAGAAAAGAUGCAUAUACCUGAAAAACCAGAUACAAGUGAAAAUGUAGAGGCAGUUGAGAAAAUUCCUGAUAUAAAAGUUAGUGAGGGUAAGAUAGAUUUGUCUCCAGACAUGGACAAAGAGGUGAAAGUGGAAAAGGUGGAAAAUGUAGAAAAGGUAGCAUUGAAGGCAGAAACUAGCAAAGUUGAAAAAGACAAAACAGAAGAGGGAAGUGAGAAAGACAAGCUCGAUCAGAAGCCUCAUGAGAAUACAGAAAAGGACAAAGCUGAGGAAGACAAGCUUGAUCAGAAGCAAGAAAAAGAGAAAGCUGAAAACGAAGUUGUUGAGUCGUGCAAAGAUGUAGCCCAAAAAACAGAUGCUGUGGAAGAGACAAAGCUGUCUGAGAAACUGGAAAAACAGGAGAAAACAGAAAAAGCUGGAACAGAGGUGAAAAAAGACCCAUCUGCAAAAGUGGAGAAAGAAGACAAAACUGAAAAGGCCAAAAAAGCGGCACCUAAACCUGUGGCAACUAGUGGUGCCAGAACUGCACCAGGAAAAGACCUGCCUAGUCCAGAGAAGAAAACCAAGCCUGCUACCAUGACAACCAAACCGAGCAUGGCCAAGCCCCGGUUAAGCACGGUGUCCAGUGCUGCAACUGCUCCCAAGCGCCCAACCCCAGCCCCUACCUCCACAACCACCACCUCCGCUACCCUCAGCAAAAAAGCACCCGUGCCCAAGGCACCCACACCCACGGCUGGCACCAAGCGUCCUGCUUCGGCUGCCAGUCGUCUCUCCACCACAACCACAGUGCCCAGUGAGGUCAAGCCUAAGAUGGCCACAGAGUCGUCAGUGCCAAAGUCCCAUGCUGCUCCAUCCCGGUCCACAGCCCCCAAAAAUGGUACAUCUACCACAGCAGUGAGCAAAACCAGCACAUCAAGUGCCCCCACAGCACGGCGCUCUCUGGCUACAAAGACUGAGAACAAAACAGGGGAGGAGAAGAAGCCAAGUACUUUGAAGACCACAGACUCCGCCAAGCCCAAAUCUGCAACUGCCAGACCAUCCACCGUUACCAGUAGUACCGCAACCCGCACCCGUACCACUAAACCUACCACGACCACUAACAACAUGACCAGCACAGUGCCAGAAAGGAAGCCUCCUGUACCCCGUGCUCCUCGAGCCAGCUCCACUACCACAACAACUAGUACCACCACCAGAACCAGCAGCCGCCCAGCAACAGCUCCAGCCCCUGAUGUUAAAAAUGUCCGCUCCAAGAUUGGCUCUACGGAUAACAUCAAACACCAGCCUGGAGGAGGCAAGGUCACAGUUUCUCAAAGCAAGACGGAUGCUCUGGCUCAGGGCUCCCUCUCCAAAGAGACCAGCCAGGGCAAAGUUCAAAUAGUCUCCAAAAAGGUGGACUACAGCCAUGUUACAUCUCGCUUGGGUUCCAAGGACAAUAUCAAGCAUGUCCCUGGUGGUGGGAAUAUCCAGAUUCUCAGUAAGAAGGUUGAUGUGAGUAAAGUGACUUCAAAGUGUGGUUCAAGGGUCAAUAUCAAGCAUAAGCCAGGCGGUGGCGAUAUAAAGAUUGAGUCUCAUAAAGUGAACUUCAAAGACAAAGCCCAGUCUAAGGUGGGUUCCUUGGACAACGUCAGCCAUGCACCAGGAGGGGGGAAUAUUAAGGCUGAGGGGCAACAGGAGACAGUUGAGGGCAGUGGGGCUACCUCUAGUGGCUCAGCCGGCCCAGCCCAGGAGAAUGGGCUGAAGGAGGGCACUGCAUGUGGGGGCGAGGCACUCCGGGACCCCCAGGGCCUGGAUUCUCUCAUCCCUGAAACAAGCAUCUAAUUCUGCUUUUUGCUAUCACCUUAUCAUUUCAUUUCCAAAACACCUCCUGUCCACCUCCUCUUCCUACUUUGCUCUCCUUUUGUAUCCAAUUCUUGUCCUGUCUUUCUGUUUUUCCUAUCCAAUACUCCCUGCUGCAGAUUGAAUCUUUCAAGCUCAGCUUCCGCGAGAACGCCCGCUCUCGCACGGACCACGGCGCUGACAUUAUCACCUGGCCCGUCGUGGGUGACAGCCCUGCCCACCCCCAUCCGCUCCGCAGCAGUGUCUCAUUCAACGACUCAUUGGUGACAGCCCACUUGCCUCGCUCCUCCACCACCCCCGCCCUCCUCUCAGCCUCUCAAGAGCAAGAGGGUGAUGCUGACUCACUCAACACACUCCGCACGUGACUUCCACCACUCAUCUGUUAAUUCUCAUGACCUCAGCCCAUGGGUACACUGUUUCUGUCUGAGUAUUCACUCUGGCGAUUAGUAGGUGCAGAUGAAUUUGGCAGAAUCUAUUCACCGGCCCAUCCUUAGCUUCAUAACUUAUACUCAUACUCAGUUUAUUCAACAUCUUCCCUAGUAGGCUCUCUCCUGAUUUUACUCUGGAAAGUUUGGUCUUAUUCAGUGCUACAGUCUUAGAAUUUAUCUGAUUUCCCAUGACGUAGUUAUCUGGAUAUACAUGACCUGUAUUCUUGUGUUUACACAACUCCCUUUAGAAACGUUGGACCAUAGUGUUGUGUUGUACCUCUUUGUCAGCAUGCGGGGCUGUCAUGUGAUCUUAAUAAGCAUUGACUACCCUGCUUCAGUAUCUUCAAGUCUCAUAACUCAAUCGCUCUCAUCUGUCACUGUCUCUUAAGCAAACUCACAUUUAACAUAUGUAGUCAGUCUCAGCUGUAGGUUUCAAUUAAACUGCUCUAAAAUUGUGGUUUGUGCUGUUUUUGAGUGAAUACUGUGGCUAUGAGCUAUACGUUUGUUUGAUUUUUCAUUUUCUGUAUGCUCGGAUGUUUGAUUGUGUCAUUUGUUUUCUUCUAGUAAAGCAAUACAGCAGUCUUUGCCUAUAGGACAUUAACUACGUCUUGAAACAAAUACACAAAAGGUACAGCUUAGAGUCUCAAACAAAGCUAUAUACAUGUCUCAGAAAGAGUUUACGGUAAGCAGAUGAUGAGGCCUGCAGAACAAUGAAUGUGAGAAAGGACAUGGGCAUGCAAUUAGUGGAUGUUAAAAGAAGUGUGAAUUUAGUGUGAUUGAAGUGAAGCUAUUGAUUAUGUACCACUGGUUCCGUGAUUAAAUGGAGGUUUGAGAUGGAACGGUUAAUUUUUCAGAGAGAGCCUGAAUCAGUAACUACUUUUGGGAAGAUACAGAGGCACUUAGAACGUCAGUUUCACACAAAAUAUUUUGUUUGGCUUGCUCAGUUGUUGCUUUUGAUGGAAUUUAGUUGACCUGUAAAUGUACUUACACAUAGUUCCACUGCCACUACAGGUGGUUUUGGCGUGCAAAAGCAAAGCUUGCCAGCAUAACUUUUAUUAAAGAGUCACUGAAGAAUUAUUUGACAGUCACAUGUAUGUUCCAAAAGCAUGUUGGAGACAACAAUUAUGUUAUAGCUUAUUUCUCUUGUAGCAUUUAAUCUUAGUCACCUCUGAGUAGCCUUUUUAAUGUGGUCAUAAUCAUGUGUCCCACUCAGAAAACCUUACAUGUCACAUAGUUCUUUGGUCCCUUACAGCUAAGAAAGGAAAUUAAUUAAGGAAAUUAAACUGCAAGAAAACAACGCAGUGCAUUUUUUGCCUUAUAUUUCAGCAGUGAAGUGAGCUCAAAAACACUACAAUCAAAUAAAUUCAGAUAUAAGUUAAAUACCCUGUACUAGCACUGAUCACCUUCAUAAUCUUGAAGGUUUUUAAGCACUAUUAUUGAAUCACAGCAAAUCAUUCAAAUUCACAAUAUUAUCUCAGUAAUAUUUAAUAGAUUAAAGUGCCACUGAUGAGAAAAUCAUUUACUCACUAUGAAUUAUGAACUGGGGGGGUAGCAAAGAGUCUUUUGGUUCAUGGGCAAUAACUGUUAUUAUUUAUGUAAUAGUGAUUUUGAAAAAGGAAAGGUUUGUAGAUAUUUGUAUUUGAACUAUGAUGUGCAGCUUUCAAAUGCUCUGAGUAUGGUUCUCGUUGAGGUCUGACGUUAUUUUGUAAUCUUCAGCUAGGUAAAUAAAAUGUUGUGGUCAUUUUAAACUCACUUCCCUGAAUGCAGUCUUUUUUUUUUUUUUUUUUUUUUUUUUUUUUUUUUUUUUUUUUUGUUUGUUAAAUGCAGUGUACUCUGCUUUUUCAUUUAACAGCUAUUGUUUCUCAUUAGUUACUAGCACACUGCUAUAUGUAAAUAUAUAUUUAUACAUUCAAUAUUUGCGCUGGAAGAAAAAGUUGGAAGUAAAAAGAACAUUAAUCAUGUUUUAAAAGGAUGUCGAGUAAAGCUUUGGUAUGUUGUUAAGAAGUGCGCUUGUCAUUUAUUAUUAUUAUUAUUAUUAUUAUUAUUAUUAUUAUUAUUAUCAACAUUGAAAUUUAACUGCCUUUUUCUGAGAAAAGGGCUGACAUGAAAGAAUGUUUUGUAUUUGCGUUUCUCACUUACUGCCAUUGCUUUGGUAUGCUGGUUGUGGCUGUGGGUAGUGGGUUACUCCUGCAAACAACAGACAUCUACAAACUGAUUAUGGAGGCCGAUCAGUUUCACAGAUUACCUUUACCAUCAUCUUCUAGUCUUAAAACAUGAAGAGCACACUGUCAUAUAUACACGUAUAAUGUUCAUACAGUAUCAAAAACAUCAUUGUUUUUGAAUUAUGCUAUUUUAAUGAAGCUAGCUGCCCUAAUAAAGCAGUGAGAGCAGAGAUUAAAAUUGGCUAUGCAGUGUGAAUUUGGAUGUACCACCUUGGCACACUUGAGUAUUUAUCACAGAGCCGCAAACAUGAAGCAUACUACCCUUGUUUGAGUUAUAUUGAGGCUUCAGCAUACAACCACAAUCUUGUGUAAAACAUAUUAUGUUAAAAUUGCCCAUAUGAAAGUGUAAGAAGCCCCAUAAACAUGCUUAAGCUAAAAUAUUGUACUAACAAAAAACAUACUAAGAGCAUGCAGAACAAUUGGGAUGUGUAUGGUAGCCUUGUCAUGUGCAUACAGUGUCUUUUGCAGGUUUUCUUUUUUUUCCCCUCUCCCAUUUAUUUUGAAAUUCAGUUUAUUUUCUGGUUUGAAAGAAGUGUUAAUUGUGGUCAAUUGUUAACUAGUGAUGUGAUAAUUAAACAUUAAAUAAAAUAAUGUGUUUAAAAAUGUU